Messenger RNA from Clonostachys solani, 1503 nucleotides. The record is from the annotation of a GenBank genome assembly. NCBI's taxonomy places the organism in Eukaryota, Fungi, Ascomycota, Sordariomycetes, Hypocreales, Bionectriaceae.
AUGGACUUGUCGCCUGAGCUGCCCCCUGACAAGGCGUCACUCGGCGCCUUGCAUCUUUGCGCCAUUUGCCAGAAGCCGUUCUUGAACGAGUCUUCCUACACCAGGCAUGUUUUGUAUUGUCGCCGAACCAGGUCCAAGCAGCGUGCGCGUCUGAAAUCGUGCCAGGCUUGCAUCAAGUCAAAAAGAAAAUGCAGCGGGCAGCUCCCAUGCCAGCGAUGCGCAAACAAAGGGGCCGAAUGUCUCUAUACAACACCAACGCCAGGGAAUGUGGCCAUAGAAACAGCAGGUACUCCCGGCGAAACCAGUGACAGGGUGGCAGAGAGUAUAAGUGAUAGGAUCCAGUCGGCCAACGCUCUCAGCAAAGGCCAAGCCUCCACUGCGAGCGGAGACGAAGAUGCCAUCGACUGGGAUUAUCUUAACUUUGAGGCUAGCGAGAUACCUUUAUUGGGUUCCACCCUGGUAGACUCCUCUCUGGCCUACCAGUACGAGUCGCCCGACUCCAUGAUGCUUAACGAACUGCCUCCUCCCAGGAGCAAUACUGGAAUCAUCAAUACCCAUCACUCUACUCCGGCUUCCCCGAAAGGGCUUUUGUUGUCUGAACAAGCGUCCCACUAUAAAGACGAGUGCGCGGUGACUGGGUCGCAACAGUCUUAUUCUGAGCUUCUCGGUUGUAUUUCAAUGAGGGAUCCCAUCUCAAAGUUCACUGCCAAUAUAGUCAUGCAAACGCUUUGCGCUUUUCCUCAAAUGAUGCUCCGCCGAGAAACCUUCCCUCCAUUUAUCCACGGGCACUGGCAUUCCACUCAAUCUGGCUCGGCGGCUCCUCUCCCUAAGCCACUGGUAAGUUGUAUGGGGUUGGCUCAAAUAUUUGCCUCACACAAUGUCGACACUCGGCCCUUCCUCUGGGAAAAGAUCAGAGAGGAGCAACGGUCUUCAGCUGACAAGGCAUACCGACGGCAAUUCUCGAAGCAUGAUCAUCUCGCGGCCAUUCAAGCCCUUCUUAUCUAUAUCAUGAUGCGCGUUGUGGAUUGUUCAAAGACGGAUCUUGACCUCAACCUAGAAUUGUUGAUAACAUAUCAGGGUCUCUGUGAUAAUUUUAAAGAUGUGUGCAAAGAGCCAUUUUACCAGCACGAGCGAGCCCGUCUCAGUUCCAGCUGGGAAGAAUGGGUAUUUGCUGAGUCUAGAAGAAGGACAGCAAUCGUAUGGCUGUUGAUGACACAGAUGAUUCACAUCAAAAUAGGUGUGCCAUGUGAUUCAUUUCCAAGCUUCAGAGAUGUCCCGCUGUCCUCACCAAAAUCACUCUGGGAGGCGAGGACGCGAUCGCAGUGGGAGAAAGAAUACAGAAUUUACAAAGAUUCGCCGGUGAGAGGUCUGGACGUGUUUGGAGAUCUUUAUGAUGCUUGCAAGCACAAGCACGUUCGCGAAAACCAAUUAAAGCUCAAUUCUUGGAACUCCACUGUCGACAACUUAGGUAGUCUACUGAAUCUUGGUGCUGAAAUUAUAUAG